Messenger RNA from Scutellospora calospora, 237 nucleotides. NCBI's taxonomy places the organism in Eukaryota, Fungi, Glomeromycota, Glomeromycetes, Diversisporales, Gigasporaceae. The record is from the annotation of a GenBank genome assembly.
GUGUUAAAAGAGAAGCAAAAAUAUGGAAAGAAAGGUGCUAGAAAAAGAGUUACAAAAAAAGUGAGGACAAUAUUAGAGGAAUAUUUUCUGACUAGUAAUAUAAAUAAAAGUGAUUGUUAUACUGCACAAGACAUGCAUCAAGCCCUUCAGAAAAGGGCACUUGAGGAUAAAAUCGCGAGUAAAGAUGUUCUAAAAAUAUCCACUAUUCAAAAUUGGAUAGGCUACUACACUCGCUAA